AUGGCGGCCGGGCAGGGGGGCGGCGGCGGCAACAACGGCACCGGCAGCGGGACCGGGACGGCGGCCGGGAGCGGAGCGGCGGGGCUCGGCAUCCCCGCGCACCUCACUCUCUCCUUCUCGUCCGGGCCGCACUGGGGUGCGGCAGCUCUGCCGCAGUCGCACACGGUGCGCAGCUUGGAGCGGGCCCUGGAGGAGGCGGGCAGCUCGGGCAUCCUGUGCCUGAGCGGGAGGAAGCUGCGCGACUUCCCCAGCAGCGGCUGCGACCUGAGCGACACCACGCAAGCAGAUCUUUCAAAGAACAGAUUUACUGAAAUUCCUCCUGAUGUCUGGUUGUUUGCACCACUGGAAACUUUAAAUUUGUAUCACAACUGCAUCAAAUCCAUUCCAGAAUCUAUUAAAAACCUGCAAAUGCUUACCUACCUUAACAUUAGUCGAAAUCUUUUGUCAACAUUGCCAAAAUACCUGUUUGAUCUCCCACUGAAAGUUCUGGUUGUCAGUAAUAACAAGCUGGUCUCCAUUCCAGAAGAAAUUGGAAAGUUGAGAGAUCUAAUGGAGUUGGAUAUUAGCUGUAAUGAACUUCAAGUUCUUCCCCAGCAAAUAGGAAAAUUGCAGUCACUUAGAGAAUUGAACAUAAGAAGAAACAAUCUCCAUAUGUUGCCAGAUGAAUUAGGAGACCUUCCCUUGGUAAAGCUGGAUUUUUCUUGUAAUAAAAUUACAGAAAUUCCCAUUUGUUACAGAAAGUUACGUCAUUUACAAGUUAUAGUUUUGGAUAACAAUCCAAUGCAGAUACCACCAGCACAGAUAUGCUUAAAGGGCAAAGUACAUAUAUUUAAAUUCCUCAGUAUUCAGGCAUGCCUCAGAAUAGAUAAAAAACCAGAUUCUUUGGAUCUUCCAUCAUUAGGUAAACGAAUCCCCUCCCAGCCACUCACAGACAGCAUGGAGGACUUUUAUCCCAAUAAAAACCAUGGACCAGACUCUGGCAUUGGAAGUGAUAAUGGAGAUAAAAGGUUGUCUACUACAGAACCAUCUGAUGAUGAUACAAUCAGCCUUCACUCCCAGGUAUCAGAAUCAACAAGGGAACAGACAUUAAGGAAUGACAAUCACGUAAUGGGAAGUAAACUGGAUCCACAGAAAGACCAGGAGGCGUUUGACUACAUUGAUCCCAAUGCAGAGGAGGGAGCUCUUCCUGAGCAGGGAGAUUCACAGAUUGGCCCCCUGCUCUCCUAUGUCAAGGAACGGGGAAAACAUCUUGAGAAAUCCCAGAAAAUAGAACAAAAUGAGGACUGGAGAGAUGAAAAAAGCCUUCAGAAAGAACAGCUGCUGGCUGAAGAUGAUGAUGAACUCAAAGAAGUGACUGACUUGAGAAAAAUAGCAGCUCAGUUGUUGCAGCAAGAACAAAAACACAGACGAAGGCCACUAAGCUAUAGAACUUCAUUCAGUGAAAAGCUCUUCCAGAGGACCAGGGCGGCAGGACGUGCAUCAAGGCUUCUUAAUCAUUCAGUUUCAGUAAACACAAGGAACAGGCCAAAGCAGCCAAUGGAAUCUGAAAAAUGUGUUUCAACAAAUGAAGUGAAUUCCUCAGUGUCUCCAUACAGCUGGCAGCCACUGGAAAACCAGAAGGAUUCAGUGGAUGAGCAGCACUGGCCAGAAACACAGCCAGUAAUCUGGCAGAAUGAAGAGAGAAGGAGAAGUAAACAAAUUAGAAAAGAGUAUUUCAAGGUAAUGGGGGGAGUGAGGUAUAAGUCUUCCAGAAAGAGUUCAAGUGGAAAUGAAAAUGAUGAGCAAGACAGUGAUAAUAUUAAUGUGUCCCCACAGUCUCCUGUGUCAUCCGAGGUACAAAUUGAUUAUGAAAGGACAGAUAGUAACACUCAUGGUCCAUUUGGUCUCAAACCAAGAUCAGCUUUCAGCCGUGCCUCACGCCAGGACUACGGUGCAGUGGAUCCUGGGUUUACUAUGAGGAGGAAAAUGGAACAUUUAAGGGAAGAAAGGGAACAAAUCAGACAGCUUCGCAGUAAUCUUGAAUCCAGGUUGAAGGUAAUUUUGCCAGAUGACAUCGGAGCAGCAUUGAUGGAUGGGGUGGUUCUUUGCCAUUUAGCCAAUCACAUAAGGCCACGUUCUGUUGCCAGCAUUCACGUCCCAUCGCCAGCAGUGCCUAAACUCAGCAUGGCAAAGUGCCGAAGAAAUGUUGAAAACUUUCUUGAUGCUUGUAAAAAAUUGGGCGUUCCACAGGAGAGACUUUGCUUACCUCAUCACAUUCUGGAGGAAAGGGGUCUGGUGAAGGUUGGCCUCACAGUUCAAGCUCUGCUUGAGUUGCCUGCAUUGAAAGUAUCUCAGCUUUCUUCCAUGUGACACAGCUUCUUGGCAACUAGACAGCUUCCCAUUUGCUCUGUUAUAGAUUGCUCUGAGGCACUUCAGCCUCCUACACGGGAACACCCAAGCCAUCAAAAACUAAAACCUGUCCAGAUGCUAUAGAGAGCCUUACUUUGGAGCUGUGUGUGAAAACAUUGGAGUCAGUUCACAGUUAAAAGAACAUAACUAUUAUUUUUUUUUCCUCUUUUGUAAUUGGAUGUAUAAAGAGAAUGUGGUAGCAUCAGGUUCUCUUUCUAGUUAUGUUAAAAGCUACCAUUUAACAUCUCAGUGUUAAAUGCUGGAUUCCUUUUUUUACAUUGAAAAUGUUGUUUAAAUUACUUUUGAAAGUACAAAGCACACCCCCUGUCACUUUAAUUUUUCGAGUCAAUCAUUGAUUUAAAGAUGUCAUAAAUGUAGCGAUGGUAUGAUGGUAAAUAUGUGAGCAACUGAUCACUUGUAAUCCCCUUUCACUCUCUGAAAGCUUAAUAUUUGCGUUCUUUGUUUUUUGCACUCCUGAUUGUAACUUACGCACUUCUAACAUUGCCAGUAUUGAGUCUGAGUGUCUGGUGAUUACACAGAACAGGAUACAGUGAGAAAAGGACACAGCUUAUUGAGUUUUCCCAGUCUUCUAGGUUGGUGCCAAAUAUUUUUUUUCAGUUGUACUGUAGAUUGUUUACCUGUGAAGUGCCUGUGUAAUUGAUAACUCUUAAUAGUCUUUAACAUUUUUGAAGUUUCUUUGUUUAAAAUAGAUAAAAUAGAAAUUUUUAAAUAUUUUAAUAGUUUUUUUGUAAAAUCAGUAUGUGAAGAUUUAAGUAAUACUUCACAUUUUUGAUGUUGGAUGUUUUAAGUUUGUUGCACAAUUUAAUUGUUGUCUAAUAAUUAGAAAACACUGUAAAUACUUUUUAUUUAUGAUAUUUAAUUUGAUAAUACCUAAUUACUUUUGGUUUAUUGUAUUGUUGGACAAAAACAAAGUUGUCUACUUUUCUUUGUUUGGGACAAACAAAUACACAUGAUGAAUAAGACAGGAGGACUAGUGAUGCAUACAGAGUAAUUUAGGACAUUUUGAUAAAACUGCCAAAAUCUCAGGUUUACACUGUGAUGUUCAGGAUUUUAUGUAAAAUUGCUCCUGAUCUCACAUGACAUUUUUACAACAGGUAUAUCCAUAAUUUAGCUGGGAAGUAUCAGUGUUUAUCUUUUUUUAGUGUUUGCAGUGUUUAUUGUGUAAUUUACGAGUGUGGCAUUAGCACACAGGUCAGUUUGUACAAAUGUCACUGUGCUGAGAAAUUGGAUGGAUGGAUAAAUGUGAAAAUGAAACAUUUCCACUGUAGUGUUCUUUUGAAAUUUCUGAGUUCAUGUAUUUGUUUGCUUCUGAACAAAUUCUUGGUGUGUUGAGAUCAUUUUGGAACCAUAUACAGUUGAAUUCUUCUCUAAACAAGUUGCAAAUAAUUUCUUAAUUUUGGUAGUAGAUCUGUUUGUAUUAGUUUGUUCUUCAUGAGUAGGUAGCUCAAUUAAAAAAUGUUUUGACUGCCACAGAUUUUUUAUUUCAGGCUAAGUUAUUUUCAGUUGAGGGAUAUGUUUGCCAGGCAUGUGUCAAUACUUGAUUAUGUUCUUUCCAAUUGACCAAGACCCUAUGUAAGAUAAUUCAUCAAAGAAUGGGGGAAGAGUGUUGUCUGUUCCUUCUACUGUAGUCCUUAAAGGCAGUAGCUGACAGGAAAAAUAACUUUUCUGAUGAUAAGUUUAAAAAUACCACUUAUUUUAAAUUCCAUUGAAAUAAGUUUGUGUACAUGUAAUAGUUAAAAUCCACUAUUAUUCAUAUAGUGUCGUCUUAAAACACAGCUUAUGGAGAGGCUGGUGUAUAAAUUAAUUUGCAAAGUCCUAGAUAUAAAUCUUAGGUUAGAUAAAUAUGUGUUUAAAGAAACUGUAUUGCUUUGACAUUUGAAAUAUCGUAUUUCAAAUCUAUCUCUAAUUGGUUCUUGUAUCUCUUCUAAUGGUUAUUUUAGCAACUUCAGUCUCUAUUUUCAUUAAUGGCGCUGUCUGAAAAGUCAUGCAAAAACUAAUGAAAAAGUUAUAAUUCACUUAGCAAAAUACUAGCCUGCUAAUUUAAAAAACCCAGACACUCAAAAAGAAUAAGUCCUUGUCUUUCAUUUCACUGUUGUUGCUACUACCAGAGCAAAGUUCUAGUUCAGUGUUAGCCAUGGAAGUGCUAACUAUAAAUUGUCACUUUCUUAUCUGAAAACUGAUCUUCACUGUUAUUUCAUUGUCGUAUUUAAAAACAUUUUCUGAUCUUAAGGUAACAUUUUUCCUUCUUGAACUAAUUUUAUUAAGUAACAUCACAGUGUAAACAUUAAGAAUUCCCUUGAUGUAGCAUGGCAGCUGCUGACUACUUAGGGGUUUUUCAAACUCUGUAGUAAGUUGAAAACUGGGUAUGAAACUUAUGUACUCAUUUUAAACUGAAAUCUACUAAAAAACCUUUUUUUUUAAAAUAUUUUUUAGUACUCUGCAGUUCUUCCCCACAGCCUUGCUACCAACAGUCGUGCUUUGCCAUUCCUUGGAAAUUAUUAUGGCCGCCUUCUUGCUUAUGGGAAAGGAUAGUCAUGAGUCUUCCAAGGCUUCCCUUUUAGCAUGGCAGAUUAAAGCUUUCAAGUACCCUUAGGAGCAGUCUGAGAAAAGACCCACUGUGCUCGGAUGAAUCUUUUUGUCAUAUCUAACUGUUUUUACUACUACUAAUAAUAAUCUAAAGCCUUGCCAACAUUGGCUUGUACCCAUUGUGAUUUCUUUAACAGCAAUUUCAAAAAUGAUACUGAAAAGAUUUGAAUUUUAAGUUUUCAUUUCCAGGUAGCCUGUGAAGAUAGUUAUGUAUUCUCUGUACAAGAAUUUGCAUAUACUCUAUUCCUUUUCCCUCUCCCUUUUGAUUCCCAGCAUCUUACUUUUGUUCAUUCUUAGAUCUAGUGCAUUCAGGUUGCUGUUUACUCUGGGCCACUUCCCUUCUUCCUCUAGAAUUUUUUAAAGGAAUUGUUCCAGUGGCACUGGUGAACCAUUGUGAUUCCAGAAUCCAUGCUCCAAACAUUUCCAGUGUUUGAGAUACCCAUCUUCCAUUUUGUUUAGGAUUUGUUUAGUACUUGAUACAGCUGAUAGGGAAGGUAAAAACAGAGGCCUGCUCAGUUCCUGUUGCAUUCAUUAUGUUUUCACUUACAACAUGAAGAAAAGUCAACAUUAAAAGCUUUAGGAAGGUGCAUUAAGUUUUCCUAGUAAACUUUGCAAUAAUGUGGCAUGAAUUGUAAAUUAUAGAGUGGAUCAGCAUAGUGGCAAGGCUUCUGGCCUCGUGUAUGUUUUCUGUGUUUUGUGUCACUGGAUGCAGUAUGUUACAUGUGACUGAACUUUCACUUGAGCAAUAAUGUCCCAGAUAUGGUGAGGUCUUACAGCAGUGACAGUAAAAUAAUCGUUGUGAAGUGUAGUGUCUUCCCAGAGAGUAUCUCAGAAAUGCUUUUCAUCUGUUUUCCAGCAUUGCUCACUGGGGCACUGCUGGGAAUGCAGAAACCAUCCAGACCCCUAAUCUGCAGGAUUUCCAAAAUCUAACCAAGAACUAUGAACAUAAAAUAGGGAGGAAUGGAUUUGAAACAAUAAACAACUGACAUGAAUAAUAAGAUUUUUUUUUUUAAUCCUAAGCUUUAUUGAAGUCAAGGCAAGUUUUACCCUUGACUUCAGUAGAUUUUUGCCUUUUUUAUUUGUGGAGCACCUGAGCUGAAGACCGUAGCAAACAUGGCUUAAACUUGUUUGACACUAGCAAACUUUAGUGUCAGAUUCUUGACUAAAAUAGUGACCUCUGGUAAGUUAAAUGAAGUUGUAAAAUGUUAUGUGGAUUCAUUUAAUAAAAAUUUUCUGAUAAGCCAAACAGUAUUUAGAUGGUAGGAAAAAUUACAUUGAAGUGAGGUGGGAAGGUGUUGUUACCUCAAUGAAAUUGUAGGUGAUGACAACCAUUAGGUUUUUAUUGCACUAAAAACUUCAUUUCAAAUACCAUAUCAUUUAGUGGCAGUCUCGUCAGAUUUUGAUGUAAAUCUGUAGCUAAAUCCAAACAAAAAUGAAGACAUCUGUUUUCACUAAUAUGGAACUUUCAUAUGUCAUGUUGGUACUGAAGAGAAGGAGAGAAGGACGAAGGUCUGGCACUUCUUCCUUUUGCUGAUUCCUUAAGUGUUUAUUUGAAAGGCUGAUUACACGGAUUUCAACUGAAAGCAACCUCUGGGAGUUUUUAGCACUUCUGCAGAUAGGAGAUGUGGUUUGGUAUUGGCAAAUCAAAUGUCACUUCCCAUACCAAAUCAGGCUAAAGUGUUUCUGUUAGAGGAUCUCUACUUGAAAAGCAAAAGUAAAUAAACCCACCCCAACACAAAAUUUGGAAUUAAGAAAAUGUCAUUAAGACCAGCAAUGGGAAAGGCAAAGUAGAGUUAUCCAAGCAGAGAGUGCUCUGAAUUCAUUUCACAUUGAAUCACUUCAGGAAAAGCCUUCAGUCUCAGUAAAGAAGGACGUGUUUUGUAGCUGAGGGAUAAGGAUCCUGGACUGCGUGGAGCUUUCAAUAGAGCUUAGAACAACAAGGGAUUUGCCAUCUUUGUGUUCCAAGAGCCCAUUUGGUUUUGAUAACUCUGUCCCAGUGCUGCAGGAAGCGUGGCUGAUGGUGCAGAGAGUACUGCCCGUGCCCAGCCCUGGGCAGGGGACCUGGCAUGUGCCAUUUGUGAUCCCCUGCCUUUGUACCAGUGAGGCUGUGCAGGACAGCUGCUGACAAAAACACCUCCUUGCUCUUAAAGAGAUGCUGCAACCUGAGCAAAACCACCAAGUGAUAAUUUGAGAGUAAUUGCUAAUAGAUACUCAGCAAUAUUUAACUUUCCCCAGCAGUGGGUGAUGUAGUGAGGCAGAGGACACUUUUGCUGCGGGAACUUGCAGACGUUUUCUGAAUGCAAAUUGCACCGUGGCUCUGAAUGGUUAAUGUGGCCCUCAUGCACUUCCAGGAGGGAAGGCAAACAGUAAUGCUGGGUUUGUUCCAUAUGCUGCACACUGGGUCAUGUGUCAUUGAUUUACAGACUGAGGGACAGGUGAACUGUCUGUUCUUAAUGAGAUAUGUUAUGGUACAGGUUUGUUUUGGAAAAUAAGAUAAUUUUCUCUUUUCCUGUGAAGAAGAAUUCUGCUGAUCUUCACUGCUUAAAUAGAGUAUACAUGAUUAAUUGAAUUUUAGUUUAAACUUGCCACUGCACAGAAGCAGUUCUGGCUUCCUGUGUUUGUUACAUAAUAAAAUGCCUUUUGCUUGAUUUGUCUUUAAGUAUUUCCACGUAGUACAGUUUUGGCAACAUACUGUCUUAAAAUGGUGGUUAUAUGAAGUGUUUGGUCCCUUAUUGGGUUUGACCAUUAUUUUUUCAGCAUGAGAGGCAAAAUUUUUCAGCAAAAUUUCUGCAAGCUGCUUGGUCAGUUAUAGGGAAGGCAUACCAGUUAUCAUAAAAUGACAUCUAACCUAUCAUUUGUAGUUCAAAUUAUAUAUAGCCAAUUGCAUUUUCAAAAAAGAAUUUUCAGAGUGUUUUUUACAUUUUAGAAUCCUAAUCUUAAAACAAGCAAAAACCAAAAUUUCUUUCCAUGGCUUACUCUGGUGUCUUAGGAAACUCUAAAGGAGAAGAACAGCUCGGACUGUCAGCAAUUUAAUUGUUUUGGAAAAAUUGUGAUUUUGGCAGUGCUAAACUCAACAGUUGAACUUGAUCCAUUUAAAGUAUUUUCCAACCUAAAUAAGUCUAUGAUUGUAAGGCUUCAGUGAGAUCAGAAUUUCCCUCCAGAGUUUUGUAACUCAGUUACUGCAUAAAAUUAGUAAUUUAAAGUACAUUCUUGGCACUAAGGAGCGUUUCUUCACUUCAUUCAAAAUUAAGUGAAAUAAGGCAAACAACUUUUUCCAUCAUAGUUUUAUGAAGGCAGAUUGUAAAAUAGAGAAUAUUUGGAAAUGCCACAAGGAUACUUUUUUGCUUUAAUUUAAAAAUGAGUGAGCCAGUGAAAUAUUUCCAAAAUGACUAUAUUUGUGUAGGGUUUGGUUGUGCCAUACCUGGCACAGGAGCUUGUAGUAACUGUUCAGUAUUAAUUUGUAUUCUGGAGCUGUGCAGGACUGUGCUCUUCACAUGGAGCUGCUGAUGCAGGUGUGUGUGCUGAAGGGAUGUGAUACCUGAAGCAAAUUCCUGCAGCCAUGGGAGUUCCUGGCUGUAGCUGCUCUUGGCUGUGGCACCAGCAGCAAGGCAAAGCUGAGAUUCCCAGGAGGAGCACACACAGGUGUAGUGAAAAAGGGUGGGUUGGUGGAAUAUGUUGGGAGUAAUGUGAAUACUUUCUGUUAUUAUGGAAUGUCUAGAACAAUGAAAAUGUGAUUGCUUUACAAUUAUCAUUCAGCUGGUAUUCAGUUAUUUUAUUUUGUAAUUUGUGGUUAUAAAACUCAGAAGAUGCAAUGUAACCAAAUGGUCAAUGUGUAAAUGUGUGCAGGAUGUGGCAAAAAUAGUUCUGAGGACACAGCAGGAGAGUGAUCAUUAAAAAUAGAUGCUCAAAUUGUGUAUAUACUUGCAAAGUUUUUGAUAGUGCAUUUCAAUUGAUUUUGCAUUUCAUGUUCUUGUAAAGUGCAUCUUUCAUACUUCUGAAGAUUGUCUACUUGUACUGUACUGUAUUAAGCCUUUUUUCAGGAUUUCCAUUAUUGCCGGAGCUUCCAACAUACAUGUUUCUUUCGAAAAAUGUUCUUACUGUUUUUUUUUUUUUUUGUAAAUAGUGUUUUGUAUUAAAGUUGCAUGGAUAAACCCCACAUUUCCAAAACCAGUGUACAUAUGCUGUGUAUAAAAUACAAACUGUUUCAUAAUUUUCAUGUAGUCAAGUUAUUCAAUUUGAUUUCAUUUCAGUUUAUAUAUUUGUAGUAAAUAAUGAGAAUUUGUUGUA
This is a messenger RNA of Vidua macroura (Pin-tailed whydah), 9282 nucleotides long. It is a transcript of the gene LRCH2, whose product is annotated as leucine rich repeats and calponin homology domain containing 2. Lineage: Eukaryota; Metazoa; Chordata; Aves; Passeriformes; Viduidae. The transcript is spliced from 22 exons. The record is from RefSeq and is a predicted model, not a curated record. Gene Ontology annotation, molecular function: protein binding. Bases 1 to 2349 code for a protein of 782 amino acids.